Messenger RNA from Cantharellus anzutake, 1216 nucleotides. RefSeq lists its product as uncharacterized. The record is from RefSeq and is a predicted model, not a curated record. The transcript has a single exon. The coding region runs from base 39 to 1040 and encodes 333 amino acids. Lineage: Eukaryota; Fungi; Basidiomycota; Agaricomycetes; Cantharellales; Hydnaceae.
CAGUUCAUCCUUUUUGGCGCUUAAAAAAAGAAAAAGAAAUGGUUUAUUGGCUUGAUGGCCGAGACCUCCCUUUGAAAGAAAUCCUUCCACGUCGGCCCCAGUACUACGUCUCCGUUUCGCGCGACGAGGAACUCAGGGAUGUGGUUCGUGCUGUUAGGACGCAAGCGAAUAAUCUUCGAAACGCGAUUAGCAAUAACGACUAUUUGCAAUGGUUGACGUCGGCGAGGGAAUACAUAGAGUGGGUCGUCUGGGUCUCGCGACGAUAUGCACUUUGGGGUUACGAGGAUAAGGUCAAGGGGUUCAGUACCUGCGUCGAGGUCUUUUCAUGGCUGGACAACAUCCAAUCCAAUUGGUCCGCACGUAUCUCCAAAGAAACGUUUGACAUUGCUCGUCAACGUUAUACCGCAUCCUUACCCAUCGGUACUGUUUCCCCUCCAUCUAUGCGCACUAAAUCUUUACCCAAGGCUACGGAGUGGGAGCAGGAGCGUGAACGCGAACAUGACGGCGAGCCCGUUCCUGAUACUCCUGCCGCACUUCCAUCAUCAUCAUCCUCAUCCCCUCCAAAACCAAUGGAGACACCAAAAAAGCCCUCAAAGGCUGGUCAUAGACGCUCCUCCUCCACUCCUUGCGCAGAUGCUCCGAAAUCCUCACCAGAAAGGAUAAAGAUUCCUGUUACGAAAGCAUCAAUCCACGCAGUCCCUCGACGUCGUUCAACUUCAACUCAUCCUGGAGAGAAAUCCUCCACUUCCAGACCCUUUUCUCUAUCGCCCCUCGAAGAAGCCGAGACUUCAAAAAAGGAAAAAUUCCACAAACGGCGUUCCAAAGACCUUCCACUACCACAACAACCAACAACGGACCUCUCUCCAACGUCCCCAUCAGCUCCAUCAGAUAAGAAGAAGAGACUGGAGCGUGCGUCGUCGUCCAAAUCGCCUCAGGAAAUCUCAGCAGCGCGGAAAUCGAGAACUGUUCUACGUAUGCCUGGGUAUCGCGUUGUAACUGGGGAUGGCGGUGAUGACGAGAUUCUAGUGCUGAGGAUGUAGGAAGUGCGAAGGGGAAAAGAGUGUGAGGGAGAAAGAGAGAGAGGGGUGAGGGAGGUGAUUUUAUAUUCGGCUAUUUACAUAAGGGGUUUUUCAUGAUCAGGGCUUUGUUUCCACCGUCAUAAUUGUUGCAGUAAUCAUGCAUAUAAUUCCAGGGCCAAAUUCAUAGCUAAUACAAG